Messenger RNA from Kwoniella botswanensis, 849 nucleotides. RefSeq lists its product as uncharacterized. The transcript has a single exon. The coding region runs from base 1 to 849 and encodes 282 amino acids. Lineage: Eukaryota; Fungi; Basidiomycota; Tremellomycetes; Tremellales; Cryptococcaceae. The record is from RefSeq and is a predicted model, not a curated record.
AUGAAGGAGUUGAAGAACCAUUUGAAAGUUGACAUGGAAAGUCCAGCACUUGGAAUGAUAGUCGGUUCUUCCACUGUCAAUUACCAGGACGUCCCUGUGUCAGAUUUCCGAAUUUGCGAUCGACUUAGGGAAAGUAUUAGCUCGUUUUUCGAGAAGGAUGAAGAACCGUACAGAUCUAUGAUCCAACAAUCCAAGUCUGAAUGGAAAGAUGCAUGUCACAAGAGAUCUAUUGGGGACGUAGAAACAUUGUUGAAUACUCAUAUCCGCCCUGAUUACCAUUUCAAUCCUCUGAACAGCUCUACUGAGACUUACCACGAAAUAUCGCCAUCAAUCACAUCGGAGGCUACGUUGUCGCCUAACAAGUUGGAAUCCAUGAUUACUAUCGCGAGCCAAGAAGCAGAAAAGCAAGAAGUCGAUAUGAACACCAGAGCCGAUACGACCCCUUCCUCAGUUCAUGCUUCUGUCUUAGCUUCUAAUAGAUGUCACUGGAACGACGGACGCGAAAAAUAUACGUCAAAUCUCAAAUCGGUUGUUAGUAAAGUCGUCGAUGACCAAAGUCACUUAUCAUCUGAGAAAUGGAGUUCACAAGGUAAUCUACUACCUUGUGUGUAUCCUAUGAAGUUGAACAAUAAAGGUGGAGAGACUUACAAUAGAUCCACAAGGGAACAUUUCGGAUCGAUGGACGUUCCUCCUACUGUCCAAUUUUGGCGAUCCAAAGGAGAUUCAGUCCGGGAUGGAACGGAAAACGAAACUUUCUUACCUAAUGGAGAUGAUUUGGAAAUUAGGAUGAAACUUGCUAAGAUUAACAGUAUAGCUAGCGAAUCCAAACGAUCAGAAUGGAACGUUUGA